GAUUGUAGACUAUUUUUCAUAUGAACAUUUCUACGUCAUCUACUGCAAAUUCUGGGAGUUAGAUUCUGAUCACGAUAUGUUGAUUGACGAGAAGGAACUUUUAAAACAUGGAAACCAUGGUAUGUUUAUCUCUGAAUUGCACUCUGCAAACAGAGUCGGUCGGGUUUAUCGGCGCCCGCAAUCCUCGCUAAGGACUCUUUGGAAUUUUUUACCUUUACUGCUUUAGCCUUCAAUGAUAUCAUUUAUAAUUUAUAUUAUUUAUAACACACAUACAGAGGAAUAUAUAAUAAUAAAUCAUUUAUAUUUGCAUAAAACACAUACAGAGGAAUAUAUAAUAAUAAUAAUAAUAAUAAUAAUAAUAAUAAAUAAUAAUAAUAAUUAAUUAAAAUAAUAAUAAUAAUGAUUUAUUAGCGAUUCCAAAUUGAAUUGGCUCUUCUAUCACUAAAUUAACUAAUCUAUAUUAACAAGUACUAUAUUUACAAUGAGUAGCUAUGAAGAGUUCAUACAUCUAUACAGUACAUUCACACAGUCACAGUACAUAUUUCACAAAACAGAUGUAACGAAACAUAGUCAUUUAUACCCCGGCCCGAGCCUCUCGAAUAUAUUACUGCUUUUAACGUAUUUGCAUUAAAUAAAGCCAAGUUAAGUAAUUUUUUUUCUUUGUCAUAGCAAUAUCCUCCAAGGUUGUUAACAGGAUAUUUUCUGGUUGUGUUACGAAGUAAGUUUGAUAAAUAUUAAAGCAAAAUUAUAUAUGACAAAAUUAACAGUAAUAGUAUAUAUAUGAGUAUAAUGUGAUCACUCAUUGUGAUUUCGCAUUUUGCAGAUGCCCAUCAAAUAAUGGUAAAAUGACGUACGAAGAAUUUGUUUGGUUCUUGAUAGCUGAAGAAGAUAAACGUCAACCAAGAAGGUACGGUUCAUGAUAACUUGUACGUAUAACUCGUCCACAACCCCUUACUGCUUUUCCAAAAGGAGAUGCAGAUAUUAUAUGCAUAUUUGGCGGCCUUAAUGCCCGCCUAUCAAGAAACAGGAUCACAACAUCUUUACAACCACAUGAAGCUAAUGAAUCCUGAACUGCAUACUGUAUAUUGUAUGAUCCUAUUGACCCAGAUGUGAUGAACAGCCUUUUAGUUAGUUUAAUUACCUAAACAAUCCCUUAUUUAUUUAUUCUUGUGGCUUCCAAUGCUCAAUCCUUCAACUCGGACGAGAACCAAAUCCCGAGGCAUUACAACGGCCUUAGCCAAUGAAUGAAUCCUAAUUUAUAUUUUAUAUUCCUUUAUUUUUAUUAGUAUUGAAUAUUGGUUUCGAUGUAUGGACCUUGAUGGUGAUGGUGUGAUCUCUCUAUACGAACUGGAGUAUUUUUAUGAAGAUCAAGUAGCAAAGAUGGAAGCUCUAGGAAUUGAAGCAAUGUCAUUUGAAGACUGUGCAUGUUCAGUUCUUGAUCUAGUGAAACCAAAAGUUGAUGGAAAAGUUAGUUUGGGAGAUCUCAAGAGAUGUGGACUUGCUCAUAUUUUCUUUAAUACUUUUCUCAAUUUGGAUAAAUAUGUCGAAUACGAACAGAGGGAUCCUUUCGCUUCUCUCAAGGUGUGUAUAGCAAUAGUGUACAUUACCAUUAACUUCCAUUAUUAAAAUUUAGGGUACCAACUUGCAGUUUAUUAAACACAAUUUUAAGUAAUUACCCCCGUAGAAAGAAAUGUCCCACUCUCCAAGGCAAUUUGGACAUAUAGACCAUUUGCAGAGCCCCGACGACUUUCUUUUCAAAACUGAUGAUAAUAAUAAAUCUUUAAAUAUUGCGUAAGAUUAAAUAGAAUUCAGAAGGAAUCGAAGAGUGCAGUCAAGGAAACGCUGUAAUAAUUCUAUAAAUGUGUGUGUCGUUCACAUCUAUAAUGAUUCAUUCUCAAGUUUAUGUUAUUCUCCUUUUCUUCAAGGCUGAUCCAGAUGAACGUGUGCCGUCUGACUGGGAGAACUAUUGUUUGGAAGAGUAUGGAUUGUUAAUAGCAGAGGAAGGCAGAAACGAUGAUAGGUUAGUAUUGUUCUAUUUAGAUUUGAUCAUCGAAGUAGCAAUAGAGAUACUUAAAGAGUCCUGGGGCGCUUUCCAUUUAAUGGUCUGACCGGUCAGACCCGAAUUCUUUUCUCUGCAUCAAUGGAAAAAUCUGGUCUAUGUUUCUCAAAUAUCUAGCGAAAAUGGACCUCAUUCUAAUGUUAUCUAAAUUUUCCGGUCAGAUAGGUCCGAAGCCCAAAUGUUUUGUGUUUCAUUCAACAAUUUGACCGUUCUGAACGGUCUGUCCGUGUUAAUGGAAAGCGCCCCUGGUCAACCACAAUGCAAUGCGUGCGUUUGUUUACGUUUCUGUUACGUUGUCGGCCAGAGGCAGCCAUUUUGUGUGGCCUCGAAAAUGGCAGCAACAAUUGAUAAAAGUAACGGGAAAACGUAAACAAAAGCGCUCAUUGCAUUGUGGUUGACCAGGACUCUUUAAUAAGGAGCGGUUGUGAAAAAUUCAACUUAGCUAGAUGCAGAAUCUAUUAACCAAGAGCUACAAUUCUGAUAAAACAGGUGGACUACACGUGCACAAAUCGCUCCCUCAACCCCCCCCUUUCAUGUCCCCUUUGAUGGUCAUUUCCUGAUAUAGUGGGGUAGUAAUACCGAAAUAUAUUUUUGUGAGUGUUAUUUUUCAGUUUACACACACUGUAUCGAUAUCUCAAGUUCAGACAAUGAACAGUUUAUUUCAAAUAUGUUUUAAAAUGUUUUCUAAAUCUGCCAAAGCCAAAGGAUAAAAACUAAAUAUUUUCCACAUUUGUACCAGUAAGUUCUAUACCAGGAUGGCAAAAAGAUGGUUACGCCCAGUUCAUGUCCGUUAUGUUCCACCGUAUUAAUCAUAUUCAAUCAUGUUUUCCACUUCAACCGUACCGUAACAAACUGUAUUGUACCAUAUCGUGCUUAUGUGUGAAUACCACUACGCUGAGUACCUACGAAACGUAGAAUUGUAGAAUUACGAUAUUUCUGAAAUGAAACACGCCUAACAUGGAAUCGAGUUUAGAUUUUGAACGUGUAGGCUACACCAAUUUGCUAAAUGAUAAAAAGAUGGUUAUGCGACUACGUUUUACCUAACAGCAAUUUUCCAUCUUACAGCAAAUAUGACGAUGAUUUAUUGGAUUUGUAUGAUGAUGAUGAGCUCUACAGGUGACACAAAAGAUGAUAUUUACGAAGGUGUUAGAAACAGGCAAUACAGAUGAUUUACACAAAAGUAAAAGAAAAUGUACAUAUUAGAUAACUGUGGAAACUACAUGUUACAGUGUGAGUUAUAACGGUCAGAAAUGCGUUCUUUGCAAGACGUUUCCUUGCGGCACGUGAUUACUACUACCAGAAUGCUUUGGGAGUAUUUGCUAUCUUUUCUACUAAGAUUCGAUAGCACCAUCCUGCAGUCACGAUUCAGUGAGCUGACUCUUCCGUUGUCUUUUCAUUGUUUUGAAGAUCCUACUGCUCUCCAUGCCAUCUAACGAAUCAUUGUUUUGACACAUUUGUGACGUUAUUCGCUUUUACUGAACAAAACACUGUAUGCAUGGCCGUUAAUUUUUUGCACGGUACAAUUUUCAUCUAAUGGCAUUACGAUGAAUACUAAACUUAUUGAAAUAUAUAUUUUGAGUUUUGUGCACUUUACAAAAAGGGUUAACGUUUUAACAGUUAAGACUGUAAUUUUAGUUACGUUUGUAAGUAAAUUUCAGAUAUAAAGUGGCCGUGUGUUUGAUAUAUAAUUCGCAAUCAUCUGAUUAACACAUGUUAAAAUGUGCAUGACACGAAAUUUUCUCCCAAUCACUUUUUUCCCUUCUCACUUUUCUCCCUCAUCACUUGAGUUUUUUGUUGUUGGAAGCAAAGAAUUGGACAAAUUAGCCAUUCCGAAGUUGAUGAGAGGAUUGGGGACGAGUGUUAAAAAGUGCCCAGAUUAAGAAGUGAACCAAAUCACUAAAAAGACCACCUCAAAAUUAGUAAGUAUACAAAGUUUGAAGACGUUUACAUGAAUAUCCUUCGAAUAAUAAGCUUUCCAAAAUUGUGAAAUUACUGAUUAAAAGAUUGUUUUUGGGACGCGCGUCCCAAAAACAAAAAUUACAGUACAUUUCACAGUAAAUAUCACGAUUUUCGAAAGCUUAUUAUUCGAAGGAUAUUCAUGUAAACGUCUUCAAACUUUGUAUACUUACUAAUUUUGAGGAGGUCUUUUUAGUGAUUUGGUUCAUUUCUUAAUUUGGGCACUUUUUAACACUCGUCCCCAGUCCACUCAUCAACUUAGGAAUGGCUAAUAGGACAGAGAAACUUGAAUGGUAACUAGUGUGUUUCUAUGACAACCACAUAAACGUUCCAAAAUGUUUGCUUUAGGUGCACUUACUGACUCUACCAAAUUUCAUUUAAUUUCGUUGAAUCACUUCUGAGAUAUUAGACUUUCUUCUUUUUGCUGCCAUCUUAGGCACAACUACUACUAGUGACGUGAUGUGUCAUUACAAAAUGUUCGAUAACUUGGGAACAAUGGACCAUUUGCAUUAUAGACUACAUUUUGAUCUAAACAAGUCUAGACAAAAAUUUCAUCACAGCUUGAAAGAGCAUCACAAAAUUAGUAAUAUUCCAAAGUUUCGUUGCGAAAUGGUGUAAAAUGCGGAUAAUAUAGCCUUGCGAAAUUUGCAAUUUUCAGUCAUUUUGUAUUACGAACGGGAAAUUGAUGCCCCAACACCCGAUUGGG
Molecule: messenger RNA, 4721 nt
Organism: Paramuricea clavata
Lineage: Eukaryota; Metazoa; Cnidaria; Anthozoa; Malacalcyonacea; Plexauridae
Source: the annotation of a GenBank genome assembly